AUCUGCUGUCUUGUGUAACCAAACAAACAAAACACACAAAUGCGUGAAUUUUGGUAACAAAUAAUUAAUAAUAUAUUUGUAUUAAAUUUAUAAAAAAAUAUGUUUCAACCAACAAGACAAGAAACUUUACGUCUUUACAAACAUUUAAUACGUUACGGCAGUCAAUUGCAACUCACAGAUAAAUCAUAUUUUCUUGGACGUAUACGCCGGGAAUUCAGAGAAAAUCGAGAAAUACAAGAACCAAAACAAAUUGAAUUUUGCUUUCGGCGCGGCGAGGCACUACUUACAAAAGGCCGAGUUCUCUAACUUUAUUUGGAGCCAAAAUGCUGCUAAAGUUUACCCGCUUUCUGAUAGCAAAUAACGUAAAACCUACUUACAUCAGUAGUUUUACUCCAUUUACUCGUUUAAAAUCGACAGAUGCUCUGGACUAUUCACGCUAUCCCAAGCUAAUUGAAAGUGAACUAGAAGAAACUUUUACACGCGGUAGCGGUCCCGGUGGCCAAGCCGUGAAUAAAACUUCAAAUUGUGUAUUAUUACGCCAUAUACCCACAAACAUUUUAGUCAAGUGCCACACACAUCGCAUAGCAUA
Teleopsis dalmanni is the source of this 589-nucleotide messenger RNA. RefSeq lists its product as uncharacterized. The record is from RefSeq and is a predicted model, not a curated record. The transcript has 2 exons. The coding region runs from base 100 to 306 and encodes 68 amino acids. Lineage: Eukaryota; Metazoa; Arthropoda; Insecta; Diptera; Diopsidae.